Molecule: messenger RNA, 1200 nt
Organism: Penicillium argentinense
Lineage: Eukaryota; Fungi; Ascomycota; Eurotiomycetes; Eurotiales; Aspergillaceae
Gene: aspA
Exons: 5
Coding region: 1-1200 (399 amino acids)
Biological process (GO): cytoskeleton-dependent cytokinesis
Cellular component (GO): microtubule cytoskeleton; cytosol; cell division site
Molecular function (GO): molecular adaptor activity; GTPase activity; GTP binding
Source: RefSeq, a predicted model, not a curated record
AUGUCGUCGGCUCUUAACGCGAUCAAGAUCCGUCGCAAGAAGAAUGUCAAGAAGGGUAUCCAGUUUUGCCUGAUGGUCUGUGGUGCCAGCGGAACCGGACGCACAACCUUCGUGAACACCCUCUGUGGCAAACAAGUGUUGGAGGGCAAGGACGCUGAUGACCCCGAGCACGCCCACGAGGAGGAGGGUGUGCGCAUCAAGCCCGUCACCGUUGGUGAGUCGAGUCCCGCCGCGCACACAUCCAUAUCUUCGAAUGCUGACCAGCGCGCUAUCACAGAGCUCGAGUUGGACGAGGAGGGCACCCGUAUCUCCCUGACUAUCGUCGAUACCCCCGGUUUUGGUGACCAGAUUGACAAUGAGGCCAGGCAUAUCGUCGGCUAUCUCGAGCGCCAAUACGAUGAUAUCCUCGCAGAGGAGUCCCGAAUUAAGCGUAACCCCCGCUUCAGAGACAACCGUGUCCACGUGCUCCUUUAUUUCAUCACACCCACGGGCCACGGCCUCCGCGAACUCGAUAUUGAACUGAUGAAGCGCCUGUCGCCGCGUGUGAACGUCAUCCCCGUUAUUGGAAAGGCCGACUCCCUUACCCCCGCAGAAUUGGCCGAGUCGAAGAAGUUGAUCAUGGAGGAUAUCGAGCAUUACCGCAUUCCCGUUUACAACUUCCCCUACGAUAUCGAGGAGGACGAUGAGGACACCGUCGAGGAGAACGCCGAGCUCCGUGGAUUGAUGCCCUUCGCCAUUGUUGGCUCCGAGGACUUUGUCGAAAUUGAUAACAAGAAAGUGCGCGCCCGUCAGUACCCAUGGGGUGUGGUCGAGGUCGAGAACCCACGACACUCCGACUUCCUGGCCAUCCGCAGUGCUCUACUCCACAGCCACCUCGCCGAUCUGAAGGAGAUCACCCACGACUUCCUCUACGAGAACUACCGUACCGAGAAGCUCAGCAAGAGCGUGGACGGUGCCACUCCUGCUCAAGACUCCACCAUGAACCCCGAGGACCUCGCCUCUCAAUCUGUCCGCCUCAAGGAGGAGCAACUCCGCCGCGAGGAGGAAAAGCUGCGCGAGAUCGAACUCAAGGUGCAGCGCGAAAUUGCCGAGAAGCGGCAAGAGCUGCUGGCUCGCGAGAGCCAACUCAGAGAGAUCGAGGCUCGCAUGGCACGCGAGGCCAGCCAGGGCAAUGUCAGCGAAGCCACUGGAGAGGCUUAG